Tarenaya hassleriana is the source of this 1036-nucleotide messenger RNA. Its product is annotated as dirigent protein 4. Bases 362 to 937 code for a protein of 191 amino acids. Lineage: Eukaryota; Viridiplantae; Streptophyta; Magnoliopsida; Brassicales; Cleomaceae. The record is from RefSeq and is a predicted model, not a curated record. The transcript is spliced from 2 exons.
UAUUGUAAAUAAUCUUAUAUUUAUGAGGACUACCAUAUUUGUUUAAAGAUAUACACACUACAAAAUCGAGAGGUAGUAAUAUCCGAAUGAACCUAUUCACAGAUACAAGGAAUAAAAUCUCGAUUAUGAAUGAAUAUAUGCUCCUCUCUCUCUAUAAUCAAUAAUGCAAUCUCCCUCAUUCAUUUCAUUUGAAGGUAAGACAUAAAUUUUCUCUCUAUACACCUCUACGUACAAAGUGUAUCUGAUCUUCACCUUUAUAGAGACAGGAUGAGUGUAUUUGAAAUGUGUGUGUAUAUAUAUAUAUAUGUGUGAGUGCAGGUAGGAAUAUAAUAUAUUAACUAAAGAAAAAAAAAAUAGGAGAAUGGACAAGAGAAUCAUCGUACUGUUGGGGCUAAGUAUGUGUAUCAGCGCCGCCAUGGCAAGUGGUGGUGGAAGAAGAAGUUAUCACUCGAAGACGAAACCGUACAGAAGAAAGCAAGAAGAAGUAGUGACGAAACUCCAUUUCUUCUUCCAUGACAAACUCUCAUCCCCAAACGCGACCGCCGUUCUAAUCGCGAAGCCCCAAAACCAGACAGCCAGCGAUUCUCCGACGCCGUUCGGGACCCUCUUCGCGCUGGACGACCCUCUGACCACUGGUCCCCACCCUUCCUCCCAACGCAUCGGAAACGCCAUGGGGAUGUACGUGUCGUCCGGACGAGAUCUACCCACUUUGACCGCCUUCUUUGACUUCGGUUUCACGGAGGGAGAAUUCAACGGCAGCUCCAUCAGCGUGUUCUCCAGGAAUCCCAUCACGGAUGACGUGAGGGAGCUCGCAGUUGUGGGAGCCCGAGGGAGCUUCCGUAUGGCCAGAGCCACCUCNNUUCUCAACACUCAUUCCGUUGAUCUGAAGACCGGCGAUGCUGUCGUCGAGUAUAACGUCACUGUUAUCCACUAUUGAAAGAAAAAAGGGCGUUUUCAUUUUAUUAAAAUUGAAUCGAUCCAAAAUAAAAUGUAAAGUAAUAUAAUGAUCCUUAUGGGGCUUGUGGUGGGUUUGGUG